Messenger RNA from Ostreobium quekettii, 396 nucleotides. The record is from the annotation of a GenBank genome assembly. NCBI's taxonomy places the organism in Eukaryota, Viridiplantae, Chlorophyta, Ulvophyceae, Bryopsidales, Ostreobiaceae.
AUGGCGAAGGUUGCCUCUGCCGGUGGCGGUGCGGGGAGGGGCGACGUCGAAGUCGACGGCGGCCCUUCCACAGGCGAGAAGAAGGAUGGGUUCAUGAGCAGAGUCGUGGACGCCGCAAGGGUGCCCGUGGAAAGACGCAGUCCGGAGCAGAUUUCUUGUCUGGCGAGUUUCCUGUCGUCCGUUGCGAAGCUGAGGCAAUUCCAGCCGAGCACCAUCAUGGAGUUGGUGCGGGAGAUGGCGACGUUGGAGCUGAAGAGGGCCGAGAUGCUCUUCGAGCAGGGCGACCUGGCGGAUGCGUACGACGUGUUGGUUAUGGGCAAGUGCGCGUUGUACAUCCGCGAGGAAGAUGAGGAGGGAUUAGGUGUGUGGGGCAAGCCCUGCAUCAGAUUGGUCUGA